UCCACAGAAGAAGAAGAAGAGGAAAAAUAAUGACGAAGGAAAAAAGUUGAGCCGCAGAUGUAAACAUGGAGGCGGAAACUAAAAACCAAGCCUCUACAGACGCGAGUAAUGUAGACCAAAGUGUCCGUUUCGAACACGUGUCCGCAGUGGCCACGGGCUGGAUGCUCGACUUCAUGUUUCUUCGCCUGUGUCGACAUUUCAAGGAAGGGAAACUCGACGAGUUCAACGACACGCUUUCGGUCGUCGAGGCCAUCUCGCGGAGUCCGUCUCUGAAAGGAGACGUCUACGGUGAGAAGACGUUGAUCAGUGCCUUCCUCGCCAGAGUCAUGCAUGGACAGCUGCUGGAUGUCCAGUUUGAGGAGGACGACGAUGUGAUGCCUCUGAUGUCUGCUGCCAAAAUAUGGUCCAAACUGGAAGUCACCGUAGCAGAUGAAAGUGUGUUUAAAGACAUCACCUUUCUGUUGUAUGUCCAGUCUGUGGCCGUGUGCUUGGAGAAAGGCCAGAAACCUUCUGCCUCCUCAGCUCUGAAGUGGUUUGCAAACAACUACAGGCUUCCAAAGAACAUGGGAGUCCGGCUGUCCAAAAUUGUGACGCAGAGGGAAACUUACCACCCGUUACUCAUGAGCUUCAGCUUUAGGAACCUGUUGGACACGGUCCAGUCCUACGUGGACACUUACCUGGAGAAAAAUCCCUCUGACCACCUUCUCAAGGAAGCCACUAAGACGGUCCUGUCAUCACCGAACAGCGAGGGUUUAAAGGAAGCGGUGACACUGGACGGCUCUGUCUCUGAAACGGCCGACGAAUCAAUAGAGGACGAUCUCAAGAAAAAGGAGCGUGUUGUAUGCCACAGAACAAAACGGAAACUCCUCUCAACUAAAAUCACUGACGUGUGGAAACCUGAUUCGUGCAAGAAGUCGACUGUCUCAAUGAGAAGACUCUCCAAGAAUGAGUUAUCUCGGGUGUUAUCUGAGAAGUCCAUGGACAGCACAGAGAUCCAGAAGAAAAGAAAAGCACGUCAGAAGUGGACGCCCCAGCUAGACAGAAACCUAAAGGCUGGCGUUAAACAACACGGCCAGGGGAAGUGGUCUCAAAUAUUACUGGAUUACGACUUUGAAGGACGCACGGGGACGAUGCUCAAAGACCGCUGGAGAGUUUUAAAAAGGGCACAUGAAGUCAGCUGAAGAGGUGUCCCCCCCCCCCCCCCCCCGGAAAAAAACUUGUUAAUACAGUCAUUGACUUAUCUGGUCCACUUGUUUUAAUUACUGACAAUGUUCUUCGAUGUUAUUGGCUUGUUCUACUCUAUUUGCACCAAGAAAAUACGCCACCAGAGGGCAGUCAACACGGAGCAAUGGAUCAGGCCACUGGCAUUACCUGCUCUAAUAGAUGCAGAUGAUGACACUUUCACUUGUAGACGUUAUAUUUUCAUCCAAUUCUGAUGGCAUUUGUUCCUUUAUCAUGCAAAUGUGUUGUUGUUUUUAAUUUGCUUGUUCUGUCAUGUCACCAGAAGAUGCACACGUGCCCUGCUCUGCCUUCCUUGAUGGGGAGCAGUUCAUGUUUUUGUGAGUUCUUUUUUUUAUAUAAAUCUGCAAUGAAAUGUAAAUAUUUUUUUAUUUUAUUUUAAAAAUUCAAGUUAAAUAGCUUUCACAAAAAAACUGUUCAAGUGACUUGUAACAAAAAAAUGUUCAAAAUCAACUGACCAGUAUUUAAUGUGUGUUGAAUACUGUAUUACAGUGACUUUACACAGAAUGCUACGACUUCAGACAGGACAACAGAAAUGUGUGAGGUGAUUUGAAAAUGCUUUUUCAUAUCAGAUGUGAUACGUUCAGUGAAUCUAUUAGAGACAUACCGGUAAUUUGCAUUGCAUCACCAUCACACGUGAAGUCUGUUAGUGAGAAAAGCCUGCGGUGUCUAAGCGUCUAAGUAUUUCAGUUCCACUGUUGGGGGGGCUGAGCUCGGCUAUGAGCACCGGAGCGGGGCCCCCCGCCGCUGUGCUGGUCUGUUCAGGUCAGAUGAAGACGAAGCUGUGCUGUGGUGGACAGUCGCACUGCUGGGUUUUCUGGAUCUUCCUCCACGUCCCGCGACACUGGGGGUUCCCCACCGCCUGCCAGCGGAGCGAAGCGUCCCUGUAAAACAACCAUAGAUCACUGAUGGUCUACACACACAUACACACACACACACACACUACAUGCACACAUUAGCAUCUGUGCCACACAAUGUGGCAACGCUAUUGCACUGAUUUAAGUUUGAUUCAUUGUGGGGGUAGGAAACGUAUCCUGCUCAGAUGUGUUCUAUAGUUAAAGUCACUGACACAGAUUGAGCUAUGUUUUUUACACAUCUUCUUACUUACCGGGGUGAAGUCAUUUUCAUAAUUUGACAUUCAUCCGUUUUUCGCCGCUGCCAUCUCCACCGGCUCCGCGUCUAAACUUUUGACCUUUAAACCUUGAAAUAUGCAUAUUAAAGAAACUUGCCCACUGAUAAGUAUGCUAAGGGAUUUACUAAGGCCUUUUUCACAAACUAACAGCCGUGGAAGCUGUAAGAGGAUGUCACAGACACAUGGGAGGUGGUUUGAUGUCAAUAAAUUCAUAAAUGAG
Scophthalmus maximus (turbot) is the source of this 2591-nucleotide messenger RNA. It is a transcript of the gene terf1, whose product is annotated as telomeric repeat binding factor (NIMA-interacting) 1. Gene Ontology annotation, biological process: telomere maintenance. The record is from RefSeq and is a predicted model, not a curated record. Lineage: Eukaryota; Metazoa; Chordata; Actinopteri; Pleuronectiformes; Scophthalmidae. Gene Ontology annotation, molecular function: telomeric repeat DNA binding; protein homodimerization activity. The coding region runs from base 66 to 1181 and encodes 371 amino acids. The transcript has 10 exons. Gene Ontology annotation, cellular component: chromosome, telomeric region; nucleus.